UGGUGGGGGGUUGUGGAUGAGGUCUGAGCCUCGGGCCCACACAGACCUAAGGAACCUGGACGGUUCCUCACCUUUCAUUCCCCGCACUCUAGGAAGGAGAAUCCGCCUUCAGGGGGUGCAAGGAAUUCCUGCCAAAGGCUUCCUUCUUUCCUGCUCUGCCGGAAGCCCAUUCGUCUUCCACCCUGCAUGCGGAGGCAGCGGGUCUCCAUUUCCAUCAGGCUGGGAUGAAGGCCCCUCGUCUCCCUGAACACACCGGACUGUGGUGCUGCAGCGGACCGCGGGGACCUCAGGGGCAGAACUGAGACGGAGCAGUGGAAUGACGGUGUGAGCCCUGUAAGUAACAUACGGCAGAAAUCUAGGCUAAGCCGUGAAAGCCCUGUGGUUAAGGAUAAAUUUGUAGCAGUGGUGUUGCUUGAGUUGGACACAGUCUAGAAAUCCUUCAAAAGACAAGUGAGACCUGCUUACUAAUAAAAGCUGUGCCUUGCGUACUCCUCGGCUGCUGUGGAUGGCCCCGGCUGUCUUGACUGCCCUUCCCAAUAGGAUGUCCCUGAGGUCCCUCAAAUGGAGCCUCCUGCUGCUGUCUCUGCUGAGCUUCCUGCUGAUGUGGUACCUCAGCCUUCCCCACUACAACGUGAUCGAGCGUGUGAACUGGAUGUACUUCUACGAGUACGAGCCCAUUUACAGACAGGACUUCCGCUUCACACUCCGAGAGCAUUCCAACUGCUCUCAUCAGAACCCGUUCCUGGUCAUCCUCGUGACCUCGCGCCCCUCCGAUGUGAAGGCCAGACAAGCCAUUAGAGUUACUUGGGGUGAAAAAAAGUCCUGGUGGGGAUAUGAGGUUCUUACCUUUUUCCUAUUGGGCCAGCAGCCCGAAAUGGAAGAGAAAAUGUUGGCACUGUCCUUAGAGGACGAACACCUUCUCUAUGGCGAUAUUAUACGGCAAGAUUUUUUAGACACAUAUAAUAACUUGACCUUGAAAACCAUCAUGGCCUUCAGGUGGGUCAUUGAAUUUUGCCCCAAUGCCAAGUAUGUCAUGAAAACAGACACUGAUGUUUUCAUAAACACUGGCAAUUUAGUCAAGUAUCUUUUAAAUGUAAACCACACGGAGAAGUUUUUCACGGGUUAUCCUCUAAUUGAUAACUAUUCCUAUAGAGGAUUUUUCCAGAAAAACCAUAUUUCCUACAAGGAGUACCCUUUCAAGGUGUUCCCCCCCUACUGUAGUGGGCUGGGUUACAUUAUGUCCAGUGAUCUAGUGCCGAGGAUCUAUGAAAUGAUGAGUCACGUGAAGCCUAUCAAGUUUGAAGAUGUUUAUGUUGGGAUCUGUCUGAACUUGUUAAAAGUGGACAUUCAUAUUCCAGAAGACACCAACCUUUUCUUUCUGUACAGAAUACACCUGGAUGUGUGUCAGCUCAGACGCGUGAUUGCAGCCCACGGCUUUUCUUCCAAGGAGAUCAUCACAUUUUGGCAGGUGAUGCUGAGGAACACCACCUGCCAUUAUUAAGCCCGUGCUCCAUACAUCCAGGGGAGGGGACGCUCUGUAGAAAGGGUCAGAGUGAGGGCUGUGGAGAACUCUGGAAGUUUGGUGUGCUGGCUUGCCUGAACCGAAACUCCUGGAGCUCCAAGGCCUAAGCUGACUAGUGAUUUGUUUUAAUAAAAUUUAACCCGGAUCCUUUGAAGGUGAUAGAGAAGUUAAACAUAAAGCAAAGUUAAACAAAUGGUUUUUCUAAUAAAAUCAAAGGAACAAACAGUCUGGGUGACCUGGGUGUUAGAUUAGAAUGUCUUAAGAUUUUCCUGAAAGAAAAGCUAACUAGCCCACAGCAGCAAAACAGUGCGGGGUUGUAAUUAUUAGAUAGUCUAGUCACAUAAUGGUUCAGUGUGCAUCUUAGGCAGUUAUUAUUAACAUAUAUAUUUCUUGUAAAAAGCUUCACUGAAGUUAUUCUGAAGAAAAUUUCAUUUAUAUUGCUUUCCGUCACAGGAUACUUGACGAUGUGGUGUUUGGGAGUUAUCAAAUAUUAUUUAGUGUUAUUUCAAUUUCCCAAGUUUAAAGGUUAUGGUGGUUUCAGUAUUAUAUAGUGAAUCACUUUUCACAUUUGAACUUUGCUUUACUUACUCCACUGAUCAGUUUAACUCUGAAAGUACCAUUAAUGUGACAUCAUAGGUUUUUACUAACAGUAAUCUGUUGAACUUCAUUGCAUACUUUCCUGUAGACAUAUGGAGAAUUAAAGCAAGAAAAGUCAAAUUAUGUACAGUUUUUUAAAAAUGUAGUCAGUGUUUCUAGAUGUCACUUCGUCUGCCUCAUUUUCCCCCCACAGAACUUGAGACUAAUACAGAAUUCCAAACAGUCCCUUUCCUAAAGGCACAAAAGGCUCAGGUGGCAUAGAGUAUACUAUUAUUGCAGUAUUUAAGCUGGAAAAGGAAGGUGGAAGAUUCAUGUUGCAUUGUGAACCCACCCAGUGUGUAUUUUCUACUGAGUAAUCAAUUUGUGAAUAAAGGAUUUUAAAAGA
This is a messenger RNA of Psammomys obesus (fat sand rat), 2504 nucleotides long. RefSeq names its product beta-1,3-N-acetylgalactosaminyltransferase 1 (globoside blood group) (gene B3galnt1). Lineage: Eukaryota; Metazoa; Chordata; Mammalia; Rodentia; Muridae. Gene Ontology annotation, cellular component: membrane. The coding region runs from base 506 to 1501 and encodes 331 amino acids. The transcript has 5 exons. Gene Ontology annotation, molecular function: N-acetyl-beta-D-glucosaminide beta-(1,3)-galactosyltransferase activity. The record is from RefSeq and is a predicted model, not a curated record.